CUUUCAUACAUUUCACAAUGACAAAUUGAUUCAACCAGCUGUGUGAUUUCUAAAAAUUGCGUCUUAUUUGUAAUAAUAUAAAUUAAUUCCUUGAACCUUUAUUUGCAAUCGUUAUUUAUUGUAAUUUGCAAUAGUUACGAAGAACUGCGGAUAAAAUGGCAUACGCCUACUUGUUCAAAUACAUCAUCAUCGGCGACACAGGUGUAGGCAAGUCAUGCUUACUACUCCAGUUCACUGACAAAAGAUUCCAGCCCGUGCAUGAUCUCACAAUCGGUGUAGAGUUUGGUGCUCGCAUGAUCACCAUUGACGGCAAGCAGAUCAAACUCCAAAUAUGGGACACGGCUGGUCAGGAGGCAUUCCGAUCGAUCACGCGGUCGUACUACAGGGGCGCGGCGGGCGCCUUGCUCGUGUACGACAUCACCAGGCGGGACACAUUCAACCACCUCACCACCUGGCUCGAGGAUGCGCGCCAGCACUCUAACUCCAACAUGGUCAUCAUGUUGAUUGGAAAUAAGAGUGACUUGGAAUCACGACGUGAAGUAAAGAAGGAGGAGGGUGAAGCCUUCGCCCGCGAGCACGGACUGGUCUUCAUGGAGACUUCGGCCAAGACCGCGGCCAACGUCGAGGAGGCGUUCAUCAACACUGCCAAAGAGAUCUACGAGAAAAUACAGGAGGGCGUGUUCGAUAUCAACAAUGAGGCGAACGGCAUCAAGAUCGGUCCCCAGCACUCGACGGCGGGCGGCGCGGCGGGCGCGGGCGGCGCGGGCGCGGGCGGCGCGGCCGGCGGCGGCUGCUGUUAGGUGCUGCACUGCACACACUGAGGAGGGCGCGCGGCCCCCACACCGGGCUCACGAGGAGGAGGUGCAGCUGUGUGCAACGAACAUUGGUACGAAACUUACGCAUGCCGGAUUAAUAGGAUUAUUUUAUAUAUGCUACAGAAUAGCUUGCGUCUGACUCACGUUAUAAUAUAAUACGCCGCUAAGGCACCUCUAUACUUAGUAGGAAAUAUUCAAUUACCUUAAAUUAAUGCCAUCUUUCAAAAAAACUUGAUUUGUAAAUGAACAACAAUAAAUACAGAUCAAAUUCUAGCAUUCAAUCCAUUUACUAUUCCCGUUUGCAGUAUAUUAGGUCCCCCAAAGACGAUGGCAAUUAAAAUUUAAUCUCUUUAUUAAUAGGCAUCUAUUUACUGUACACAUAAGUUUUAUUCGAACGCGUUCAAAUAUGGAAGAUAAUGGUUACGUCGAAUGGACCAGAUGUGAGAAAUUAAAUAGUCGUAUGUAAUAUUGUAAUAAUAAAAUAGAUCCUUCAUACGAUUUUCUAAGCUUUUAUGUAAUUUUGUGUAUGUAAUUCUGUGUAUAUUUAAUUUGCAAAUUUCAUAAAUAAUAUUUCACAAUUAUCUUGUAAUCUGGCAUUUAUUUAAAAGAUCGUGUUAUAUGUUGUAUAUCAUCGUAGUCUCAUUAUUGUCUGUGUUGGCCAAUUGUGGUAUUCGACAGGCAAGUUUAUCAUGCUACGGUUUCUAUACGAAGUACUGCACUGGGUAUGGUCAUGCCUAUGGGUUUUAGUGACGAGUAUGAGUAAAUGGCACUCGAUGGAUGGAGUGUAUGCGCCACAGAUCUUGGUAUAGAAACAGCAGUAAACCAACGCCUCGUCGAUCGGUAGCGACUGAAUGUUUGCCACAGUAUGCGACAAAACAUUCACUUGUAUUAUAUUUUGUAGCCUGAGCUACAAUGUUUAACUGGUACAUACAUUAUAUAUUUAGGUUUACAUAAUAUAUUGGUAUAUUAGAAAAUAUUUUUAUUAUUUAUGUCAACAUUUUAGUUUAUGGAGAUUCAUCUGUACAAAUUGGGAAAAUUUGAUCCUGUUAAGUGAAUCAAGGUGAACAUGUUGUAUAUUUUUAGAUUUCAUCUAAUUAUAAAUGAUUUCUGGUACCUUCUUUACCUUGCAUCGAAGAAUUGAGACCAAUUUGUCAGCUGUUAGAUCAAAAUACCAAGUAUGCUUUUAGGUGGUGGCCUAAUAUAAAUAGUUAUGCACAAGAUACCAAUUUUGGAAUGGUUCGGAAAUGAUGAAAUUGUAAACUUAAAAAAGGACUGCUUGCAAGGUACUGAAAGACAUGAUUACAAAAUAGGUUAUUUUUAAGUUUAGCACAUUGUAAUGAUAUAAUAUUUUGUAAGGUUACAAUAUGCAGACACAUUUGUAAGGUGUAAUUCAUGAGAGUAAAUGUUGAAAAACAA
Messenger RNA from Trichoplusia ni (cabbage looper), 2231 nucleotides. RefSeq names its product ras-related protein Rab-2A (gene Rab2). The coding region runs from base 156 to 800 and encodes 214 amino acids. The transcript has 6 exons. Lineage: Eukaryota; Metazoa; Arthropoda; Insecta; Lepidoptera; Noctuidae. Gene Ontology annotation, cellular component: Golgi apparatus. The record is from RefSeq and is a predicted model, not a curated record. Gene Ontology annotation, molecular function: GTP binding; GTPase activity.